GAGAGCCAGCUUCAUGUUCAGUAACGAACAUUGUCAAAGUAAAAACUAAAAAGGUGUGUGUUCCAUCCCAGAACUACCUGUAGACUCACUCAGGAGUCAGAACUGAAUGUUAGCAGGGAGUACUCUCUUAUUAGUACUAUAAUAGUAGUGUUACUUGGCGGUGCUCACGAUCGGUUCUGUAAUACCUCUUUUGUCUUCAUUUUUAUCUUCAAUUGGAUCUGGUGCUUUUAUGAGACAUGUCUUCUCCGUCUCUGGAAAGCUCGGAAAAUGUGCGGGAGCAGCCCGUAGCCACGCUUCCAGUAGCCAGUCGGCGUCCGAUUCGUCGAGGCAUGCGUCUCAAUCGCAGCGCUUCAAGUACUUGCAGCAGUAAUGAGGCUUGUAGUUCUCAGGAGGCCUCGUCGCAACAAAAAGGCGAUGUCUCUUCAUCUGGUUACCAAACUGCUCUAUUUAGUGGUGUACAUUCUUCUGCUGCCUCGUCUACUGAGGAUGCUUUACGGAGACUAAAGGAAAUGGACGGAAUUCGACCUCUAGAAGAAGAGCAUGAACACAGAGAAUAUUAUGCCCAUGGAAGUAGAAAAAAGGCAAAGUUCAGCAUCACUGCACUUACCGAUGAUGAUACUGCGUUUGCUCCAUACCAAAGUGUAGUAGAGGACGAGGAGGAGGUUACUGGCAUUGCCUCGUCAUCGAAGCGGGAUACUCAUAUGAGGACGGAACGGCGUUCACCAACACCACCCCCUGAGUUUGAUUCCGCGGCAUAUGCCAGGUCGGCGUCCACACACUCUUGUGCAAUGAGGAAUCUCAACGAUACAUUAGGUGCAUUGCGCCGCUCAGCACCAGUUGUAGGCGAAGUUCUUCCGGACACUAUGAUACCCACUGCUGUUCCUGUGGUGGAGAAUGACUUGUUGGUCAAGAUUCGGCAUAAGGGCGUCGUGAAUAGGAUCAGUCUGAAGAAGACUGCACGUGUGGCAGAGUUGGUGAAUCAGUUUGCUCAGAACCAUAGCCUAGCGCCACAUCUCGUUACACUGUGGAAGGGGGAUGACACCCUGUCACCGGAACAUACAUUACAGCAAGCCGGUGUCCUGCUAACAGACAUAUUAGACUGUAGUGUUAGCAGCGAGGACACCAUCGUGCAGGAUGGCACUCGGGAGCGCAACAUGAUCUCACUGAAAGUUCAAGACAAGGCCAAGUCUUAUGUUCUUUGCAUCGGCAAAAGUCAGCGGCUCGCUGAUCUAUUGGCGCUGUAUUGCGAGAAGUCGGGCAAUGCUCCUGCGAACGUCACAUUAGUGUUUGAUGGUGACAAGAUUGAUUUGAGUGAAAGUCCAGCUGACUUGGACAUGGACAAUGAUGAUGUGGUUGAUGCACGUUUAGUUUGACGCACUGGCCAUAUAUCUAGUGGACCAGCUUCCUGGUCUCUUUUUUUACUCUAGUACACUGUUCUCAUUUUGAGGCAUUUCAAACCACUUGCAGAACACCUUUGCCCAUAAUUCCACUGCAUUGUUGUUGUUGUUUUUGUCUACCGGCUCACGGUGAUCCUUUAGGAGGGUGAGCACAUUAUUUUGUUCUUGUUUAGCUCUUUCUAUGAUUUGUACUUGGGGGACUUGCAACAGUUUUUUUACUGCCAGUUUCAAAUGAAUGGACUGUACAUCACAUUGUAAUCAUGUGUAUGCGGUGCAUGUGCUUGUUUGCAACGGUUUUCUGUUCUUAGUCAUCUGUCUGCGCUGUUAGCUUUCAAGGAUUGUUCACUGUUCUUAGUCAUCUGUCUGCGCUGUUAGCUUUCAAGGAUUGUUCACUGUUCUUAGUCAUCUGUCUGCGCUGUUAGCUUUCAAGGAUUGUUCACUGUUCUUAGUCAUCUGUCUGCGCUGUUAGCUUUCAAGGAUUGUUCACUGUUCUUAGUCAUCUGUCUGCGCUGUUAGCUUUCAAGGAUUGUUCACUGUUCUUAGUCAUCUGUCUGCGCUGUUAGCUUUCAAGGAUUGUUCACUGUUCUUAGUCAUCUGUCUGCGCUGUUAGCUUUCAAGGAUUGUUCACUGUUCUUAGUCAUCUGUCUGCGCUGUUAGCUUUCAAGGAUUGUUCACUGUUCUUAGUCAUCUGUCUGCGCUGUUAGCUUUCAAGGA
Molecule: messenger RNA, 2111 nt
Organism: Sycon ciliatum
Lineage: Eukaryota; Metazoa; Porifera; Calcarea; Leucosolenida; Sycettidae
Product: NFATC2-interacting protein-like
Exons: 5
Coding region: 237-1373 (378 amino acids)
Biological process (GO): positive regulation of transcription by RNA polymerase II; cytokine production
Source: RefSeq, a predicted model, not a curated record